Molecule: messenger RNA, 4512 nt
Organism: Lichtheimia ornata
Lineage: Eukaryota; Fungi; Mucoromycota; Mucoromycetes; Mucorales; Lichtheimiaceae
Exons: 7
Coding region: 1-4512 (1503 amino acids)
Molecular function (GO): monooxygenase activity; calcium ion binding
Source: RefSeq, a predicted model, not a curated record
AUGAUCCCCAUCACGGGCGUGGCAGCUGAACGCUCUCAGCAGAAUCGAGCAGCAGUCGAUCGUAGAUCAUCCUUGGAGACACACAAUGUGGCAUUUAGGCGACAUACCCGUUUCUGGGAUCGAACCAACAAGGGAUACAUCACACCUAUAGAUACAGCCACUGGCUUCAUGAACCUAGGCUACAGUGUCUUUUUCAGUCUUACGUUUGGCACCUUCUUCAGUGUUCUCGUUGCCUAUGCUACCCAUAGCUCAUGGAUUCCUGAUCCACGCUGUCGUAUUAACGUGAAUAAUCUUGCCCGUUCUAAGCGACGACGUGCCAAGCGAUCCUCUUUGUAUGACGAAUAUGGCAACUUUGACGCGAACAAUUUUGAUCAACUCUUUGACAAGUAUGCCCAAUGGGAUUUGAGUGGCAACAGUAUCACGCUAUCCGAAGUCCUUCAAAUGGCCAGUGAGCAAGGAUCGUACGGUGUUAGCCCAACCGCAUGGUCACGAGCUGUUGUUGAGUGGUGUGCACUCUAUUUAUUGAUUGGAAGAGGAGGCGCAUUUCAAAAGGAUGAUAUCCGUGCUGCAUUCGAUGGAUCUCUCUUUUUCAAACUUAGAGAAACGAGAAGACCCACCAUCAAAGGGCUUGCUUCUUCUUCUUCUUCGGCCGCUGGUGCUUCAAACAAUACGCAUGGUGCAAUUCAUCCCACCGACUUUGCAAGAAUGCUGCCACAAGGUGCUGUGCGUACAUUGGAAAAGCAAUUGAAUGCAGCCUUGGACACGUUGCCACGCUCUACCUUGUCGAUGAUUGAAUCUCAUUUUCACAAUUGGGUGCCUGGUGGUGGUAGUGGUAGUGGUCAUGAUGAUGCUAUGCACCACACUCGAUUGGUAGAAUGGGGUGAUGAUGAAUUUGGUGGCAGCACCGGCAGCAGCAAUAGUAAUGCAUCCUCCCCAUCUUUGGUGGCAUCCACAAGGCGGCGAUCCACAUUACAAGAGCAACGUUUAACUGGCACCAAAUACUUUUCAUUGGACAAUCAAUCAUUUGCAUUGACAGGCGUACAAGGUUAUCAUGGCACUACAUCCUCCUCCUACACCUCGGACGAAGAUACCAGCGUAUCCACACCUGAGACUGAAAACAGCACCUUGCCUAUGGUGAUGCUCAGUGGUCUUUGUCCAGAUGGCAUGGAUUAUUAUCGUGAUACCCCCAUCAAAGAUUGGAUUGGUGAUAGUGCACUUGCAGGUGUAGCUCGUAGCGCAAAAGAAGCAUUACCGCCUCCGCCAACCAAUAUGAUGCAACCCAAUCGUAAGGUGGAUUUAAUGGCAGACCUUCAUGAUUCUCAAGACGUUACCUUGAUGGAGCCUACGAUUCUUUCGGGUGUCAUGGUACAAAAGGCUGAUUAUGGAAUCCCUUCAGAAAAGGCAACCAUGGAUGACUUGCAUGCUAUGUCACCGCUCUCAAGCUUUUUGCGUCAACAUGAUGAAGACUCGAUGACCAGCAGCAGGCUUAUGGAUAAUGAUAUCACCUUCAAAAGUGGAUUGACAGGCGUGCGAUACGAUGAAGCGAGCAUGAAUGAAGAGCCUGUUGCAUUAUCAGGUCUACUACGCCAUGAUGACACUUUUACUUUGAGCACCGACAAUGUUGUUGAGCAUAACAAACAAUCGACGACGACGACGACGUUUGAGCCAGUGACCUUAUCAGGCUUGCGAGUCGAUGAUGUUGAUGGUGGUACACGAAGCGGCUUUGUCGAAGCUCCUGUUGACAUGUUGAGUCAUCCAAAGACACCACCAGAGGCAAUGGAGCCUAUUGCUUUGACCGGUCUUUUAUCAUCCAAGGAUGAUGGAUCAAGCUUCUUUGUUCAAGAACCAUCCUCUGAUCUUGCAUUCAAAAAGGAUAAAGUGAUCGAUUUGGAGCCUGUGAAACUAUCAGGGUUAGCCGCCAACACGAUUGCAAACGAAUUCACCCCCUUUGUACAAGAGCCUGAGCAGGAUGUUGUGUUUGACAAGAAGCGUGAAAUCGAUAUCGAACCUGUAACAUUAUCCGGUUUACGGCAAGAACACGACUCUUUUAUUCCAUUUGUUCAAGAGCCUAGAGAGGAUACUACCACAAAAGUUGUUGACAUUGAGCCUAUUUCAUUGACUGGUCUACGCAUGGAUGAUGAUGAUGGGUCAUUCACUCCCUUUGUUAAAGAACCCGCCAACAACAAUGACACCAAGAUACACGUGAUGGAUAUGGAGCCUGUGCAGCUUACGGGUCUUCGAUCGGAUGAAGCUUAUAGCACCUUUGUGCAAGAACCCAAGGUCGAGCCUGUAUCCCUCUCCGGUCUACAAUCGAAGGAUGAUGUUGCCAUGGCUACUACAGUGGUCUUGACUGGUCUACGUGAGAAUGUGGGAUCCGCCUCAUUUGUUGAAGAACCGGCACAUGAUGAACUAAAGACAUCAGCGGAUGAUUUGUUGGACGCUGUUGACCUGCCAUGUCUUAGAACAGGCCUUGACACCGAAUACCUUGGAUUUGUUGAUGUACCUUCUGAUUACGAGCCAAAAGCACCCGUCGAUGUGGUACCUGUCACCCUCGCGUGUUUACGUACAGGCCCUGCUGCUACUACAGAGCAUGCUGCCUUUGUGGCUGAACCCUUGGAUUAUGAACCAAAGUCACCACCCACCAAUUUGGAUAAGGUUGUGAUGUCUUGUUUGCGUGAUAAUGAUGAUGCCAACUAUGCGUCGUUUGUGGAAGCACCUCUUGGCCUUGAAAAGGAACCCGUGGAUCUUGAUGAAUGUGCCAAGCCCGUGCCACUAUCAUGUUUACGUGCCGAUGUUGGCUAUGCUGACUUUGUGGAUGAGGCACUUGCCAACAAAAUCGAAAAGGAGCCAAUCGACCUCGAUGAAUGUGUCAAACCUGUACCAAUGCAUGGCUUACGCUCUGAUGCAGGAUACGCCGAAUUUGUCAAUGCCGUUGGAUACGAGCGUGAUGUUGAGCCUGUCACGCUUGAAGUACCAGCAUUCCAAUGCUUACGUUCAAAGAAUAGCGAAUACCUUGGCUUUGUCAGCGAACCACAGGACUACAAGAAGGCGAUGCAUGUCCCACUUGAACCACCAUCAACAGCAUUUUUGCAAAGUGACAUGGACAACCUAGGAUUUGUUGAGGCUCCAGCAACCAUUGAGCAAAAGCAAUAUGACAUGGAAGUGCUUGGACAACAAAUGGAUCACCUUUCUCUCAGCGGAUUGAGUAAGGAGGUUGGCAUGGAAACGGGUCGCCAUGGUGAUGAUGAUGAGCUCAAGUCCCCCAAGGAAGAAUCAGCUGAUCCCAUUUUAUUGAGUGGAUUGCAACAUCAAGGAGAAUCAAUUAAAGAGUCGAUCAUGGAGAUAUUGCCAACAGUACAAUUGCCUUGGGAAGAAUCUGAAAUGCCCAUGAUGAAGUUUGUACCUGAGGAGAUAGCAUUGACUGGAAUGUCACAGCAACAGCAAAUUGAAGUCCCUCUCAAAAAUUGGCUCAACAUUGGCAGCCUCGUUGGUGUUACAGCAAACAAAGAAAUGUCACUAUACGAAGCACCUGUGGAGAUGCCUAAGGAAGACGUGGUGGAAGAAGUGGAUCUUGAACAAUAUCGUUGUGCUAUCCCACUAUCCGGUGUCAGUGAUUCGGAGCUCACCACUUCCCUCAAAAAUUGGCUCAACAUGGAGGCUCUUCCUGGAACUCUUGGGUCCAUUGUAUCGAUAUACGAAUCACCUGCUACUACCAUGCCAGAUGAUUAUAUCCAGCCAAGCUUAGAUAUGGAUGAUGGACGUUCACCUAUGCUGGGCAUGAUUACAUCUGAUGACAAGACACUCAAGAAUUGGCUGAAUAUGGGUGCAUUGUCGGGGACUGUUGCAAGUGGUCUGUUAUAUGAACAGCCUAUUGAUACCAAGGAUGAACCACCGAAGCUGAAAAAAUCAGAACUUAAGCAGCUCCGUAAACCUGUACCGCUACCUGGGAUCAAGAAUGAGAACGUGCAUCUCAAAAAUUGGCUCAACACAAGCGCUCUCCCUGGUAUUCGAACGACUGAAUCAUCGCGUUUCAUUUAUGGCAAUCCCGGUGAUGAUAUCCCAACUGAUUACAUCCAAGUGCAAGAGGACAUGCAGCAAGAGCUCACAUCACUCUCUGGUACAAUUGCUGAUAUUCCAAAGGCACCACUAAAGAAUUGGCUCAGCAUUGGUGAUCUACCGGGCAUUCAAAAAGACAACACCAUGAUACGCUUGUACGAGGAAGCACAUGAACUUGAGCCUGCUGAUUACGUUGAACCCACAUCUUUGGAUAUGGAAGGUGAUAUCAAAUUGACAGGCGUUGUUGAGAAUGAGGAUACUAUUUCAGAGGAUGACGCAGCAAGGCGAUCGAGCAUGGAAGACACUAUGCAUUCAGAAGACGAGCAUUCUAUCACCACAUCAGAAACCAGCCAUGGCCCUGUACCCCCAUUGUUUACAUCACCCAAGCCCAAACAGCAACUUAGUAAUGAAGAAUGGUCCGCCAUGAAAGAAAUCAUUGAACAAAAGGAAGAAUGA